AUGGGUGAAAACAACGACAAUAAGCUGGAUUUGUCUUCACUAAGAAAUAAGAUUUCUUCAAAAUUACGAGACAAUAGCAGUAUAAAGGCGAAGAAAGUUCAAAAAGGCAAGGAGGUGAAGGCCAGUACUGAUGCGAAGAAAGUAGACGAGGAUAUACGUCGCGAGGCAUUAGCCUUGGGUGCAAGCGAAGAAGAUCUAGAAUUAAUUCAAGGAUUAAGUGAUGAUGAUGAUGACGCUAAGAGCGAACAGGAAUUUGAUGCCACCGCUGAUGAGGACGCUGACGACAAAGGAUUCAAGAAUGAUCUUCAAAAUUUCAUGAAGAAUGUAGGAUUUGACAAGCACAAAUUCGAAGAUGUAGACGAUGAUGAUGUAGAAGAGGAAUCCUCUAGCUCCAAGGAAUCUAAAAAAUCCGCACAACCAAGCCCUGUAACAACGACAAUAGAGAAACCUAUUCAAGAGUCAACCGAUAAUGGUAUGAAACAAGAAGGAAACAAGGUGGAAGAAACUAACCUUAGUUCAGACCAAGAGCCAGAAACAGAAUCAGCAGAAAAAGAAAAGGAAGAGAAGAAAGAUGGCGGUUUAAUCACGCAAACAACAAUCAUCUCAUCUGAUAAACUUAUUAUUCCUUACGACAAACCAUGGUAUGAAAUUCCGUUGGAUUCUCAAGUUGGACAAAACGAUGAUCUUGAAGAAUUAUCCAAAGAACAAAUUGAGAAACUUUUUGAAAGAGGUAAACAAACAUUGGAAGCUGACAACCAAACUUACUACGAAGAGUUUACAAAGGACUCAUCACAGGCAAAAUUCAUGUCCCAAAUUCUAUCAGACGGUACCCUUAACGAUAAGAUAUCUGCCGUAACUUUACUGAUUCAAGAUUCGCCAUUGCAUAACACUAAGUCUUUAGAAACUUUGGUUUCCUAUUGUGGUAAGAAAUCGAGAAACUCCGCUUUGCAAAGUUUAAAUGCCUUGAAGGAUUUAUUCUUGAAUGGUCUUUUGCCCAACAGGAAGCUGAGAUAUUUCAAAAAUCAACCCGGCCUAUCAAUGAUGCUAAAUAAGAAAACUCUUGCCAUUUUCUAUUUCGAAGAUUAUUUGAAGAAACUAUUCUUUCGUGUUUUAGAAGUCUUGGAAGUGCUCUCCCACGAUCCAAUUAUUCACGUUAGACUACAAGUACUAAAUCAUGUAUUUGAUUUAUUGACCAAUCAACCCGAACAAGAAUUCAAUUUACUGAGAUUAGGUGUCAACAAAAUUGGUGAUAUUGACUCCAAAGUUUCUUCAAAGGCUUCAUAUUUACUACUAAAGUUAGAACAAGCCCAUCCAAAUAUGAAAUCCAUCGUCAUCGAUGCUAUUGUUGAUAUCGCAUUGAGACCAAAUGCCGACUAUCACACCACCUACUAUUCUGUUAUUACUUUAAACCAAACCAUCUUAAAAAGAUCAGAAGAUUCAGUUGCUAAUAAGUUGGUAAAAACAUACUUCACUUUAUUUGAGAAAUUCUUGAUUAAUACUGAUAAGGAUAAUACUAAUGGCGUUGCCAAGAGUAACUCAAAAUCAUAUGAGGAGAAAAGAAAGAAGAACUUUAAAAAGGGUAAACACGGUGGUAAAUCUGUGAGAAACGAAAAAACGGAAAGUGAAGUUUUAGACGAAAAAAACUCAAAAUUAUUCAGUGCUUUAUUAACAGGUAUCAAUCGUGCAUUCCCAUUUGCUCAAAUUCCAGCCUCAGUUUAUGAAGUACACAUGGAAACCCUUUUCAAAAUCACACACUCCUCAAACUUUAACACCUCAAUUCAAGCGUUAGUUUUGAUUAAUCAAGUCACUGUCAAAGCGAAGUUGAACGGCGACCGAUAUUAUAGAACAUUAUACGAAAGUUUGUUUGACCCCAGGCUGGUGAAUUCCUCCAAGCAGGGUAUUUAUUUGAAUUUACUUUACAAAUCAUUAAAACAAGAUGCACUAAAUGUAGAGCGAGUAGAAGCUUUUGUCAAGAGAAUUCUUCAAGUUUGUUCUCAUUGGCUGAACGUUGGUACAAUUACCGGUUUCUUUUUCUUAUUAAUCCAAUUAGCUAAAACAGUACCACAAAUCAAAAACCUUUUAACUAAUACACCAGUUGACUAUGAGUAUGAAUCCGAUGCAGAAGAGGAACAAAAUGGUAAGGACAUAAAAAGAAAGGAAUAUGAUGGUCGUAAGCGUGAUCCGAAAUUCGCCAACGCAGAAAAGUCUUCAUUAUGGGAAAUUAAUAGCUUCAUCAAUCAUUUCCACCCUACAGUGCAAACAUACGCGAACGCCUAUGUAACAGGAGAAACAGAGCAAAUAGCUAAACCAGACUUGGGUCUAUUUACCCUAUCACACUUCCUGGACAGAUUUGUCUAUAGAAGUGCCAAGCAAACCAAUGCCACAAGAGGUACAUCUAUUAUGCAACCUUUAUUCAGUGGUUCACGAGUUAACGACUCUGUUUUAGUCAAGGCAUCUGAUGUUUUGCACGAUCAAGGUCCCGUAAAUACUGAAGACUGGCUGACUAAAAAGGUCGAAGAUAUCAAACCUGAGGAUAAAUUCUUUUAUCAAUAUUUCACCAUCAAGAAAACUGCUGAUAGAAAAGGAAAGAAAUCUAGUAGGGGAUCUAAUUUUGAUACUGAUGAUGAAAUGGAUGAAGACGAAAUUUGGAACGCUCUGGUUAAAUCUAGACCCGAUGUAGAAGAUGACAGUGACGACAGUGAACUUGACUUCGGUGAAGAUGAUUUCAGCGAAUCAAGCGGUGAAGAUGAAGCUAAGCUGGACGCAAUUGACGAUGAAGAUGUUAAAAGUGAAGGCAGCCAAGAAAGUGAUCAAGAAGAAGGCCUCGAUGAGGAUAUUUUCUACAGUUUCGAUGGGGAACAAGACGGUGGAGAGAAGAAACGUUCUUUCCCUGAAAGUAGUGAGGAAGACGAGAACAACGAAGAAGAAGAAGAAGAUACAGAGGCCGCCGCAAAAAGGGCAAAGAAAAAGCAAAGGAAGAAUAUGCUCAAAAGUCUACCGGUAUUUGCAUCCGCAGACGAUUAUGCUCAAUAUUUAGAUCAAGACUCAGACUAA
Saccharomyces paradoxus is the source of this 3054-nucleotide messenger RNA. It is a transcript of the gene MAK21, whose product is annotated as RNA-binding ribosome biosynthesis protein MAK21. The transcript has a single exon. Lineage: Eukaryota; Fungi; Ascomycota; Saccharomycetes; Saccharomycetales; Saccharomycetaceae. Gene Ontology annotation, cellular component: nucleus. The record is from RefSeq and is a predicted model, not a curated record. The coding region runs from base 1 to 3054 and encodes 1017 amino acids.